UAACAGUGUGACCUGGUUGUGUGAAUCAUCUGCACUUGCUGUCAUUGUGACACUGUGACCUCUUGUACAUGGGUCCCAUUUUGUUAUCCCCACAAGUGAACCACCUCAGAGGGAUGAAGUGUGAGUAACAAACACCCAUCACCAUGCAGGAAUCUGCCAGCUCCUUGGCAAUGGAUGGGUACUGUAACAAUGUGCCAGCCUUCCUUACCAAACUGUGGACACUAGUGGAGGAUCCUGAAACCAACCAUCUUAUCUGCUGGAGUGUGAAUGGGACCAGUUUCCAUGUGUUUGACCAGGGCAGGUUUGCCAAAGAGGUGUUACCCAAGUAUUUCAAGCACAACAACAUGGCCAGUUUUGUAAGACAGCUGAACAUGUAUGGAUUCAGGAAAGUGGUGAACAUUGAGCAGGGUGGCCUGGUGAAGCCAGAACGUGAUGAUACUGAAUUUCAGCAUUUGUACUUCCUUCAGGGACAUGAGCACCUGCUAGAACACAUCAAAAGAAAGGUUUCUGUAGUAAAAAAUGAAGAGACAAAACUUAGGCAUGAGGAUGUCAACAGGCUUCUGUAUGAACUUCAAACCCUACGAGGACAACAGGAGAGUAGCGAGUGUCAGAUGCAAGACAUGAAGCAGCAGAAUGAGGUGCUGUGGCGUGAGGUUGUCUCUCUCAGACAGAACCACUUGCAACAGCAGAAGAUAAUAAACAAGUUAAUCCAGUUUCUAUUUGGACAGUUACCUCCAGGACCCACCAGUGCUGGGAUAAAGCGAAAGAUGCCACUAAUGUUGGAUGAUGGAAACUCUACCCUCCCACAGUCUAAAUUCAGUCGUCACCUGCCAGUAGAUGCUCUUCCUGAUCCUUAUUACAUCCAGUCGCAAACAAUGGGAUCUACAACAGCUCUGAACAGCCCUGCCCUUAGUGCUGGUCCAAUUAUAUCAGAUGUGACAGAUGCUCCACCCACUAACGCAGUUAAUGGAUCACUCUCUUCAGAUGGAGCAAGGGGUAAGUGCUUACUCAUGAUAAAGGAGGAGCCCAUCAGUCCCAGCAUCAAUGGGUCAGCAGGGCAGGAUGUAUCUCUGAACAAUUGUAGCAUUUGCACAGAUCCACCUGUUCUCCCAGUUGCAAUGGUUCAGUCUAUAUUGGAAGGAAAGGAAAACUGCAGCCCACCACAGAUGUCAACAUCCCAGCAGAUGGAGGGACAGAAUAGAAGGAAUUCACAGGAGAGGUCUGGGCUGUCAGACUCAUUGGAUGGAUCUGAUGUCAGUUUGGAGGGAUUGCAACUACUGCUAAGGAGUCAGCAAUACAACAUGGACUCUGCUGCUGUACUAGAUGUGUUCAGCUCUGGCCUGUGUGUGAGUGAGUGGAGUCUUCCAAAUGUGGACACAAAUUUGUCACCGUUGCAGCAGCUUGCCAUAAAUCUAGAGAAAAGUGUUUCUGAGCAUCCACCAAAGAGUCUGAAUACACAGUUUAACAUCCCUUGUCCAGAUGAAAUGGCUAAUAUGGCAGCAUCCUCUUCCCUAUUUGCUGCUGAAGAAAAUGCUGUGUCCUACCUCUCUUCAGGGGCCCUUGUGGAUGAGGCUUCCCUCAACUUGCAGCAGCCAGAUGAGCAAAACGAGUGAUACAUUUUUACUUAUACAUGUAUAUGUUUCACUUUUACACUAUGCCUUCAUGAACUGCAAGUUUAAAUAGUAAAAAAAUAUAUCUGCUGCAAUGUAUAGUUAAUACACAGGGCUGGAUUUAUAGAAAGUCAUGUUCAGAGGCAGUAAACCCUAUUCAAAUUUUACCAUGUCUAUAGAAGGGAGAACUUUGCUGUAUGUACAUAUUGCAAUCCCUGUUAAACCUGAUCUUGAUCCUGAGCAAAGAGCUGCGUAUGGAUUGAAAAACAGAAACUAUUUAAGGGAAAUAAGCGCUGCUUGGUGUUUAGAAUAUUGCUGCGUAUUUAAUUUAUGGUAUACAAGUGCAAUAUUUAUUACAAUUAUUAUAUAUAUGUAUAGAUUUCCUUAGUAAUUAUUGUGUAUUUUUAUAAGAAUGUUCUUUUAUUUGCAGUUCUAUUUUAUGAUUAAAAAAUGAAAUCAUAAUACAUAAACUGAAAUUAAAAAUCUGAUGCUUAUACAGGAUAGAUAGAUAUAUAAUUCUUUGUAAAGACUUUUUUAGGAUGUCCAUUCAUCUUUUGUUGAGACCCCAACAGGGAGUCCAGUUCAACAAGAUCUGCAUGGCUCUCCACCCUUUUCUUACAUUUAAUUGCUUGCAUAUUCUCAAAUAGUUCUGUAAUGGUCCAUACAGAAGCUUUUGUUUUUUGUCUUUGUGAUAUAUCAACAAUGUGUUUAUUAUGGACAUUAUGACUGCAUGCAUUGAUUGGGGCCACUUAGUGUAAGGUAAAUUAGACAGAUCCGCGUCUUCUGCUGAAUGGUCUCCUUUGCUGCAGUGUUGCUGAUCAGAGAACAGAAUUCCAAAAUUUGAUUUACUUAUUUCCUCUUGUUUUUUCCAUUCUGUGGCUCAUUUCAGCCACCGUGUCUUUGACAGGGAGGAGUAUGGGAAGCAUAAAUGGGAACUUCAGACUUAAAGGAUUCAAUGAUGCUAGUCAGGGAAUAGAGUGGUAAAUAUAAUAAGCCCCCUACCCCUGUUUUAUUUAUCACACAAGUACCAGCACUGUGUUUACAAGCAAUUCUCAGCCAGCAGUACUUUAACUAUCAAAUCUUAAGAAUUAGCAGCUCCCAAAUGUGCAGGUGUCAUUUACAGUAGCAGUAUGUCACCUUUAAAGCUAUUGUUUCUCCACAAUUACCUUUACAUAUGUUAUCACAAAUUAACUAGGAUAUUUUGUAUCCAAAGUGGCAGCACUGUGCAUGCUGGUGUGAAUGACCCUUCAGAGCACACUAAUGACAUUAAAUGCACACUAUGGGGGUUAUACUUUUGAUUUGAAGUGUUUUUACUAAUAAUGUUCCUACUAUUUUGCAGUAGGAUAAUUUUCAGUUAUAAGGGUGGAGGGAAUAUAUAAGUGCAGUACAUGCACAUAUAUGAAUGUAUGAGAAGAAAAGGAUUCAGGUAUUCUUCAGGUCAAUUAAUGAGAACAAACCUUUCCCAAGUUAGGUAUAGAGGCCUGCAAUCCCUUGCACAGGUUUUUUUGCCUUGUGGCAGUAAUUAGUUCCGCCCACAAGCGCUUAUUAAUUUUUAAUAAUGCCGUUAUGAGUUUUCUCUUUUACAUAUGCAAACCCCAAUGAAGAAAUGUAGGGGGUCCAUUGAAUGUAUUGAAUAACCUGCCAUGGGCCACUAUGGUUUCUUGGAAUGCUAUAAUUCUAUUUAUUUAUUUUUGUCUACUUAUUGAGGAUAUAUAUAUAUACAUAUAUAUUUAUAUCUGCCCCUCUGGAAAAAUGUCCAUGGUUGUAAGGUUUCCUACAGUAUGUAUCCAUGCAGAUGUAUUUUAUCAGAAUCAAGUAUUAAAAGGCCUAGUAACAGUAAUUUAUAUUUACAUAUAAAUGCACCCUCACACAAACACUGUAAUAGUUAGAUUAUUUAGACAAGUUCUGACUAAGUGAGAACUCAUUUAUUAUACAGGUGUGGGAUCCAUUACCUGGAAACCCAUUAUCCAUAAAGUUCCAAAUUAUUGGAAGACCAUUUCCCAUAGACUCCAUUAUAAACAAAUAAUUCUAAUUUAAAAAAAUGAAAAAAAAUUGCUCAUCACUAGAUAAGGGGUCUCUCCAUACCUUAAGUCUACUAAUUAAUCAUUUGAAGAUGAAUUAAACCGAAUAUGAUUAUUUUGCUUCCAGUAAGGGUUAACUAUAUCUUAGAUGGAAUCAUGUACAAGGUUUUAUUAUUACAAAUAAAAAGAAAAAGUUUUAAACACAGAAUUAUUUGCUUAUAAUGGAGUCUAUGGGAGAUGGCCUUCCUGUAAUUCAGAACUUUCUGGAUAGGGGGUUUCCGGAUAACGGAUUCCAUACCUCUACAAUCACACAAAUCCUUUAUGACAUUCCCUGGCGAUCAGAUGCACAUUAUUGUCUUGGAACCAAGCUAUUUAGUAUGUAUGAUAAAAAAAGAAAUCAAAUAUGCUGUGUAUCAUGAAUCUUACAAAAUGUUAAACCCAGGGACGGCUCACAGGGUGCAGCUACUGAUGUUCAUGAGAGCAAUUUACACACAGUAUUUGUGCCUGAGAGCUGCACAUGUAGUAGCUGCACCUGACAUCUCAUGUACACUAAACUUGAAUCUGAUGCACUACUUGGACAUAUUUGCACUAUGCUGUUAUUUUUAUUUAUUGUUUUGCAAAUGGCUUAAAUUCAAUAAACUUUGUUUUCUCA
Xenopus tropicalis (tropical clawed frog) is the source of this 4283-nucleotide messenger RNA. RefSeq names its product heat shock transcription factor 4 (gene hsf4). The record is from RefSeq and is a predicted model, not a curated record. Gene Ontology annotation, cellular component: nucleus. Gene Ontology annotation, molecular function: DNA-binding transcription factor activity; sequence-specific DNA binding; DNA binding. NCBI's taxonomy places the organism in Eukaryota, Metazoa, Chordata, Amphibia, Anura, Pipidae. The transcript is spliced from 13 exons. Bases 144 to 1613 code for a protein of 489 amino acids. Gene Ontology annotation, biological process: regulation of DNA-templated transcription.